This is a messenger RNA of Fusarium oxysporum Fo47, 883 nucleotides long. RefSeq lists its product as uncharacterized. Lineage: Eukaryota; Fungi; Ascomycota; Sordariomycetes; Hypocreales; Nectriaceae. The record is from RefSeq and is a predicted model, not a curated record. The transcript has a single exon. Bases 124 to 597 code for a protein of 157 amino acids.
CCACCUUGGAUAUUACUCGACUUUAAUAUCGACCCUUGGCCACACUUACCUCCAUGGAACCAAUACCUACCAAAAGCCGUGCAAGGAUACGCCUACCAAAAACACUUUUUUACGACCCAUUGAAUGACAGUCUGGGAUUGCUUCUUUUCGGCCUUGUAUUCCCCCUUUUUGGAGCAACAUUUUCUUGUUUCGGUUUCUAUUUUCUUUGUCACAAAAAUUUCUUUAUUUCACCUACAAAACACUUAUUUAAACAGCGAGGAGUUUUGUCUUUUCGAAUAUUAUGAGGAUGGGCAAGAUAUCAGUUGUAGAAGCAUGAUGUUUGGCGCAUCGAGACUUUUAUGGGAGGCGAACUUUUUUUGUUGUCAUUUCUGCAGAGACAGAAAAGAAGACUCGGAAAGAUUGGAGUUGUUGCUUGUCCGAUCCUCGUUUAUGUUCUUUUCUACCGGCCCAAGGAAGAGCUUAUGUUUGUUUGCCCAGGAAUUCCAGAGGAUAAUGACUGUUGUUCCUUUGCUCCUCGUUUUUGUUAUGCUACUACUUUCUGGAAGGCGUCUGUCUUUUGUGAUAGAAGCGAGAAGAAUGGCCAUGGCUUGCACUUGAACUGGAUCAGAGAUACCUCUUUACUAUUUUUAUCAUGACGGAUCGGAUGGGGACUCUACAAGAAGAGGAGGAAAAGAAGUUGACAUGGGACAAGAGUCAUAUGGACUUGACUCUUGGUCUCAAGCAAAGAUUAGAGCGAAGGGGACAUGGCUCAAUAGCCACAGCGCAUAUUGCGCAACCAUACGUUUACUGAGGGAUAGACGGCACCUCGCACAAAACAGAUGCAUCUGCCGAUCAUCCUAUGAAUGAAAGAUCACAUACAAUAAGAUACCUCACUCAUACAAAC